CAGUCGUAUUGUCAUCGGCUGCAACACGACAUGUAUUUUCUUACAAGCAAUAGCCGACUGAACGAGCAAGUGGUUGAUAAAAUUAUUCUUCAGCUUAACAGAGUCUACCCCCAAAUUCUUACCAAUGCAGAAGCAGAAAAGUUCAGGAAUCCAAAAGCAUCACUCCAUACCAGACUUUCAGAUCUGAUAAAGCACCUUCAAAAGAAAGGAGACAGGCACUGUCAAGAGUUCUAUAGGGCUCUACAGAUCAACGCUGAACAGCUGUAUAAUGACCUGCCAAGCAGGAAAAUCUUGAAAACCACAGAUUCCACAGAGAUAGACACUGACAAGGAGAAAUGUAUGCUAAAUGACAGGG
Molecule: messenger RNA, 355 nt
Organism: Pterocles gutturalis (yellow-throated sandgrouse)
Lineage: Eukaryota; Metazoa; Chordata; Aves; Pterocliformes; Pteroclidae
Gene: CARD19
Product: chromosome unknown open reading frame, human C9orf89
Exons: 3
Biological process (GO): regulation of apoptotic process
Cellular component (GO): mitochondrion
Source: RefSeq, a predicted model, not a curated record